Molecule: messenger RNA, 1452 nt
Organism: Rhagoletis zephyria (snowberry fruit fly)
Lineage: Eukaryota; Metazoa; Arthropoda; Insecta; Diptera; Tephritidae
Molecular function (GO): 2-oxoglutarate-dependent dioxygenase activity
Source: RefSeq, a predicted model, not a curated record
GGAACAUAUCGAUUGUUUCAACGAAACCUUACCAUCCUUAGCAUAAAUCAGCUGUUCAAUUGUCUUGUUUUGACGCUUCCAAUUGUUUACAAUUUCAGCAGAUAUUAAACAAAAAAGUUUAUAAGCUAGUCUGCUCCACAAUAACCAUAAAAAAGCACGGAAUUGUGCCCGCGUUUCUUUUUUUCCAACUGCGCCUCAUGUUUUUGUUAUGGAACCGUUCAUUUUCUCGCAAUGCAAAUCCUGCUGCGGAACGUACACGCGAAACUCUAGGUGAAGAUUUUGUGCGAAAAUUAGAUGCAUUGCACGAUGACGCCUUACGCACGGGCCUAGUUACUACCGCAGAUUUACAGGAAGCAUACAGAAAGUCACGCGAUACUGAUCGCGAUCCAAAUAAAAUAAAUUUAUGGUACGUGUUGGGCAUCCUAGCCUUCAUAAUGAUAGUGACGCCCGUAUUCUAUGAACUAAUUACAUUCUUCUUGGGUGUGCGUUGCUUUUUACCCAAUAAUUAUAUUGUGUGGGAAGCAACGCGCCCUAUAAGUGAUUGCGGAUUUUGCAGAGAUGUUUCUGGACCAAAGGUUUUGCAAAAUAUGACACGUGAAGAGUUUGCACCUUAUGCGUAUUCAUCACAACCAAUUAUAAUAAAAAAUGCAGUGGCACAUUGGGCUGCUAAGAAGAUAUUAAAUUUUAAUUAUCUUAAAAACUUAUAUGAACGCAUACCUGGCGCGAUCGAUGAGGAUUGUCCCUUCCUGCAUUUUCGCUCAGACUUCAAGUCCUUACGUGAUGUGCUUGCCAUGCCGAGCGCACGCUCUAAUUUAUCAGCGGGACAGACACCUUGGUAUGUCGGCUGGAGCAAUUGCCAUCCAACUGUAUUGGAAGAACUGCGUAAACUUUAUCCACGUCCGCAUUUUUUGCCCGUCGACGCUGAAAUGCCAAACGCAGAUUAUGUUUUUAUUGGAUAUGAGCAAGGAGUUUUUAUGCAUUUGGAUUAUAUUCCACGACUUAUGUGGCAAGCUCAGCUUCAAGGCAACAAAAGUUGGAUCGUGGCACCAACUCCUGAAUGUGAUCAUGUUUGUCAAUCAUUUUCAUUUUAUGUAGAGCCCGGGGAUGCAGUAUUGGUCGAUACCCGAAUUUGGUACCAUGGAAGCUCUAUACCAAAUAAAGGGCAAUUUGCACUCACCAUUCAGUCUGAGUACGGUUAAUAGAUACAUACGAAUUCCGCGGAAUUAGCAUGUAGAUAUACUAUACUAUAUUUUACCGAAGAUUUGUACCUCAAAUUAUGUCUUGAAAGGAACUGAUUUUGAUAUUCUCUGGCCAUCAAGAGCUGGCAACUCUGAAUAUUCUCAUCUAUAUCCCACUAUUUUUUAGGUUCUAUUGUGAACGAUCAUAAAAUAAAAUUUUCAAAUUGCAAAUUCAGCGAUAAUGGCACAAGUUGACGAUUUCGAGCAGAUAUCC